Molecule: messenger RNA, 1061 nt
Organism: Eruca vesicaria subsp. sativa (arugula)
Lineage: Eukaryota; Viridiplantae; Streptophyta; Magnoliopsida; Brassicales; Brassicaceae
Source: the annotation of a GenBank genome assembly
CAACGAUCAAAUAUCAAAAACCUUGAAGCAAAACUGCAAAAAAAAAGUCACAAAAAGUAUUUUUCUUUCUUUUUCUAAUCGGCAAAAAAUUAAUCUGGGUAUUCCUGGGUUUGAUCUUCAUCUCCAUGAUUCUUUUAUUUAUUUGUUCUUCUUAGAAAAUGAUUUUCUUUUUCUCCAAGCUAUUCAACGGCAAAGCACAACUAGCAGAGUGGGAGAGAGAGAGGUAGAAAAAACGUUUAUACACACGUGUACACACAUAUCUCACAAGAUUUAUCACCACACAAUCAGAUUCGGACCAAAAGUUUACAAAGAGACGUCAGCGAGUUUCAUGGCGAUCACCACGGAGACAGAGUCUGCGACAUGCGAAUGUUGCCGUAUGACUGAAGAAUACACGGCGGCGUAUAUAGAGAGCGUACGUGAUCUCUACGCCGGGAAGCUGAUCUGCGGGCUCUGUUCCGAGGCGGUGAGUUACGAGAUGUUCCGGAGACAGAUCGGCGUCGAUGAGGCGUUAGCGGUUCACACGACGGUUUGCGGUGAGUUUUUUUCUUCUCCGUCUCCGGCUGUCGAUUUCAUAUCGGCGAUCGGAGAGAUGUUUAGGAGAAGAUUGGUUCUUGGUUUGCCGAGGGUCUUGACGUCAGCAUCGCAGUCGCCGAGGAGUGUUCCGGCUGCUGACGGUGGAGUGAUUUGUGCUGCGGCGGUGAUUGGUGGGGCUGGGAGUUGCUUGCCUGCUCUGUCCGGUGGAGCGUAGAUUCGCAUAUUCGGGGAGGAAUCAAGCUGAGUAGGAAGCGUGUGUGUGAAGGAAUAAAAUGUAUUAUAAAAAGUUAGAGAAAAGAGGUUUAAAAGGAAAAAAAAAAUCGGGAAAUAAAAAAAAGAUGUAAAUAAAAUUGAAAAUUUAGGAUAUCGUUUUGUUUGUAUAAUAUACUGUAACUAUUUAUGUGACAAUGUCAAAUGUUGAUAUGGGUGCUUAGCUAAUGGAAGUUUUGGUGUGGUAAUAAAUCUGGUUGGUGUUGGAUAUUUUUCUUUUGUACGAAAUGAUUUUAAACAAAUUUAUGUUGAGUUUU